CAAUCACAAUCACAGCAGAGCAUUCUCAGAUGUAGUCAGCUGAAACACUACAUCGCUGCUCCAACCCCAAUCCAGUGACAUCUUCGCCAAUCAUAUUCCGAAAGCACAGAAAGAAGCGAAUAUUCGAAUUUAGGGCUCAAAUUAUUCACAUUUCCUACCGUUUAAUUCCACCACAGAACUCAAGCAAACUCGAUCUCUCUCGCGAGACCGUUUGGUUCUUAAUUCUUUGCUUAGGAUCUCAGGGAACAUAUUACACCAUCCAUAUUGAAAUCAUUGCUUCAUUUGAUACACAGAACAUGAAGUAUUUGGAAUACACUCCCCUUGACCGCUAUGGGUUUACGCAUAUUUUUCGUCGCUAGCUCCGGAGCUCAAGGUGAAGGUGCCUCUUGUGAUUCCUUACUCUCACGUAUUUGAGGGCCGGUACCGGUCGAGGGCUCGGGAGACUCUGCCCUACCUGCGGCAGUUCUUUGAUACGGUGCGGGCGACCGAGAUCACUUGGCAGCCCUGGGCGCCCUUGGGAGGAGAUAUCCGUUUCCGAUUCCCUGGGGGGUGGGCCUCUUCUCUAUACAAGAUUUUAUUUGAGGGGCCAGUUAGUAGGGCCUGGUUUUUAGGAGAUCGCUUCAUGCGUCAGACGAUGGGCGUCCCCGAUCAGAGUAUUCCUUCAGUACCUCCAGAGGACAUGCGGUCCACUGAGGGACUCACUCUCGAGGAGGUUGACGUCGCUAUGUUGGGUACUAAUGCGAUUCUGCACACGGAGGAGGGGGAGUACGCGACUUACCGCCAUACGUACUUGACGCCACCACUGACAAGUAUCAGUACUCCUGCGAGGAGGGCUGCUGGUGCAUCAUCGUCAACUCGAGCCCGGGCUGCAGAUGCUCCUUCGACUAGCAGGGCCGGCAUAUCGAGGAGUGGGGCUAGACAGAUUCCCCCGAUUCCCCCGACUUAUCAGCACGCUGGGUGGCCAGAUCUUCCGACUGAGUUGACAGGAUGGCGAUACGGGACAUCUUACCCGAUCCCAUUGGAGCCUCCAUUGCCUAAUCACCGAUACGUCAGAGACCCUGACUCGUCACCGCCUCCCAGCGAGUAUAUUGAGGGGUUGCUCAGGUUGGUGGCCUCACUCGAGGGCAUGGUCUUGCGGAGAGAGACGCAACUGUUCAUCAUCGGUGUUUCGAUGCCACCGCUACUGGUUGGGCCAUCCUGGCCUUCUCGAGGAGCUGGGAGAGGGGAUUCGACUCGUAACCGAGGCAGGCGUAGAGCACCUAAUAGAGAUGAUCCGGAGUCCAGCGAGGAGGAGGAGUCUGCACAUCCUCAGUCAGAGACAUCUGCAGGCAGAGAGGAUGACUCUGGAUCCGGUUCUGAGGGCGGAGGUGAUGCCGAGGAGGAUUCCGAGGGCGGCGACUCCGAUUCAGAUGGUGAUGGUGCAGAGGUUGCUCAGUCGAAGAGGACGAAGAGGGCCUCUCAGUCUUGCUCUUGAUAACACUGAUGCAGAUGUUCCUGCUUUGUUUUCUUUUAUUACUAGUAGUUGUAGCACAUCAGCUUUUAGGUAGUUUUAUUUUCUUUAAAACUUGUACCCU
This is a messenger RNA of Camellia sinensis, 1574 nucleotides long. RefSeq lists its product as uncharacterized. The record is from RefSeq and is a predicted model, not a curated record. Lineage: Eukaryota; Viridiplantae; Streptophyta; Magnoliopsida; Ericales; Theaceae.